Messenger RNA from Radiomyces spectabilis, 1236 nucleotides. Its product is annotated as kinase-like domain-containing protein. Gene Ontology annotation, cellular component: nucleus; cyclin/CDK positive transcription elongation factor complex. The coding region runs from base 1 to 1236 and encodes 411 amino acids. NCBI's taxonomy places the organism in Eukaryota, Fungi, Mucoromycota, Mucoromycetes, Mucorales, Radiomycetaceae. Gene Ontology annotation, molecular function: cyclin binding; ATP binding; cyclin-dependent protein serine/threonine kinase activity. The transcript is spliced from 8 exons. The record is from RefSeq and is a predicted model, not a curated record. Gene Ontology annotation, biological process: protein phosphorylation; positive regulation of transcription elongation by RNA polymerase II; transcription elongation by RNA polymerase II.
AUGCGUCAGCCGCUGGUCCAGCCUUCACCGCCUUCCUUACCUGCGCAACCUUUGGCGAACCAAGUUUUACCAUCCAGUGCGAGCCAAUUAAGCAUUCCACCGCAUCAAAAGAUCCCAAAUGGUGUUUUGAAUACCUUGGGAUACCCUUUCGAAACGUCGGACGAUCCAGCAAUUUUGUUUGAAAAGAUUGGACAAGUGGGUCAAGGGACUUACGGGAAAGUAUACAAGGUGAAAAAUUGCAAAACGGGUCAGUUAAUGGCGUUAAAACGAAUACGCAUGGGCAGCGAAAAAGAAGGGUUUCCUAUCACGGCGAUGCGCGAAAUCAAAUUAUUACAAAAAUUAAAGCACGAGCGCGUAGUAGAAUUGCAGCAAAUCAUGGUAGCCAAGGGUUCUGUAUAUAUGGUAUUGGAAUAUAUGGACCAUGAUUUAUCUGGGAUAUUGGGCCAUCCAAGCUUCAAAUUCGAACCGGCUCACGCCAAAUCAUUGACAAAGCAAAUGCUUGAAGGGCUGGCUUACCUUCAUCGCAUGGGCAUUUUACAUCGUGACAUCAAAGGAUCCAACUUAUUACUAAAUAAUCAAGGCGAGCUCAAAAUUGCAGAUUUUGGUUUGGCUCGCGUUUUUCAAAGGCACAAGACGCACGAUUAUACCAAUCGUGUGAUCACUUUGUGGUAUCGCCCGCCCGAACUUUUAUUGGGCGCUACUGCUUAUGGAUCGGCUGUGGAUAUCUGGAGUGUGGGAUGCAUCAUGCUGGAAUUUUUCAUUGGAAAACCGGCGUUUAGCGGCAUAGACGAGAUCUCGCAGUUGGAAUGUAUCUAUAAGAUCAUGGGCACGCCUUCUCCGGCGACUUGGCCCUCUGUCACCGAACUCCCAUGGUACGAACUUGUGCGUCCAAAGGAACAUUGGGAAACCAAGUUCAAGGACUCGUUUGGAAGUUUGCUGUCUCCGGGUGCUCUGGAAUUAUCCCAAGCAUUACUAUCAUUAGAUCCUGAUAAGCGACCUACCGCAGCAGAAGCGCUGGAUUUCGCGUACUUUAAAACCGAAGAACCCAGUCCUGAAAUGCCAGCACAUUUACUAAGCAUCCGUGGCGACUGGCAUGAAUUUGAGUCGAAACAAAGGAAGCGUCAAAAACCCUUAUUACAACAAGCUCAAGCUCAAGCAAAAGAUGCCAUCAAGGCCUCUGAUAAACUCCCUCCAUCUCAACUCGCACGGUCCGAUCCUCCCAUGUCUGUACAGUAA